UGAAUUUGAAAGUGCAUUGAUGCCUUAUAAUUAGAGCAAGCUGUGGUUCAUAUCAGAUCAAAAUUAAGAGAUAUUUAGAGGGAGAGAGAAAGAUGCAUUCUGCAAAGGAGAAACUCAGCAACAUGGCAAGUGCUGCCAAGGAACACGUAAACAUCUGUACAGCCAAAGUUGAAGAAAAGGCGGAGAAAGCGGCGGCCAGAACUGAGGAGGAGAAAAAGAUAGCGGUGGAGAGCAGAAAAGCCAAGGAGGCUGAAGCCAAAAUGGAGCUGCACCAGGCUAAAGCCAGGCACGCGGCCGAGGCGGCCAGGUAUCAUCAUCACGGCCACCUACAGCCACCACCGGCUGGCACAGCUUAUGUUCAGAAUCAGCCUGUGGUUGGAGGUACAUAUGGACAGCAGCCCCUUGGAACUGCUGCUCCUAUGGCUGGAGCAACCGCUCCAACUUACCCGCUAGGAGGGCACCCUCCCGGGCGCAAGUAUAUGUAGAUGGACCAUGUUCAUGAUUUCCAGUAGUUUUGGUGUGGGUUUUUCUUUUCUGUUCUUUUCUUCUUCUUGAAGUGGUCGGUUAAUUUGCAUGCCCUGAUCUCUUCAUCGAUUGAUUUUGAGUCCUGUAUGAGGAGCUUUGGGUUUUAAGUUGAUCAAAGCGGUUAAUAUGAAUGCUUUAAAUUAAAACAA
Molecule: messenger RNA, 674 nt
Organism: Carya illinoinensis
Lineage: Eukaryota; Viridiplantae; Streptophyta; Magnoliopsida; Fagales; Juglandaceae
Product: late embryogenesis abundant protein 18-like
Exons: 2
Coding region: 93-485 (130 amino acids)
Biological process (GO): embryo development ending in seed dormancy
Source: RefSeq, a predicted model, not a curated record